UGAAAACAUUACAACUUUUCAACACACCAAACACUUUUUUGUUACUUAUUUGCUCACCAAAACUUGUCUACUUUAACAAGCCUCCUAAAUCUCAACAAUUUCAUUCACAAAUCCAUCUGUAAUAUCGAGAGAUCAUCGUAGAAAAACCAUAAAGUCACUUAUUUAAAAGAAAGAAAAAAGAAGAUGGAUAAUAACAAUAACCAGCAAACGUUUUGGCAGUUCAGCGAUCAAUUGAGAGUCCUCCAGACGCCGCACAAUCUUUCCUUAAACGACUCCAUCUGGAGCACCACCAACAAACGCACCGACGACCGCAGAAACUUGGACAUCGCAGCCGCCUCCACCAACAAAAGCCCUAUCGAAUAUCACAACAACAAGGCUUCUUCCGACAACAACAACAACAACAAGAACGCUGCGAGCUGGAACACCUGGAAGUCUAGCUCCAACGGUUUCGGACCCAUCGGCUCAAAAUCAACAACAUCCACAAACGUCAAUUUCAACCACACCGACGACAACCCCUGGAAAUUCAACAACUCGGACGUCAACAACGGCGAUUUCAACAAGGGCAUCUACUCCUCCCAGCCCAAGAGCUAUGGCUUCAAUUUCAAGAACAACAAGGGGAUGCUCAUCGAUCAAGAUCAUCAUCAUCAUCAGAUCCCCCAGAAAGGAGUAGGGAAGAAGAACAGGAAGAAUCAGAAGAAUAACAAUAAGGAAGAUGACAAGAACACCAACGACAAGAGGUUUAAGACUCUUCCUCCCGCGGAGGCACUUCCGAGGAACGAGACCAUCGGUGGUUACAUCUUCGUGUGCAACAACGACACCAUGGAGGAGAAUCUGAAGCGCCAGCUUUUCGGUUUGCCUCCGAGGUACAGGGACUCGGUCAGAGCCAUCACUCCCGGUCUUCCUCUCUUCCUCUACAACUACUCCACUCACCAGCUCCACGGUGUUUACCAGGCCGCUAGCUUCGGUGGGACUAACAUUGAGCUCAACGCUUUCGAAGACAAGAAAUGUCCUGGCGAGUCUCGGUUCCCUGCUCAGGUCAGGGCCAUCACCAGGAAAGUUUGUUUGCCUCUGGAAGAAGAUUCUUUCCGUCCUAUUCUCCACCACUACGAUGGCCCUAAGUUCCGCCUCGAACUCACCGUCCCUGAGGUUCUUUCUCUUUUGGACAUUUUUGAUGAGCAAAACCCUUGAAUUCGUUUCCUUGGGAUUAAAGACAACAAAAAACAACAAUACGAAGACACAGACUAAAAGUUCACUUUUACCAUAUCCAUAAAGAGAUAUUUACAUAUCAUCAUCCUACGUAUAUUAUUAGUAAUGAAACAUUUACAGUGCAGGUCACUUUUCAGUUUAUUUAUUACAUUGUAGGUCACUUUGUUCUCUUAGCACACUUAUUCUAAGCAAGUCCACUUGCAUUCACAAACUUGGUUUGUUUCUAGUUGAUUUUAGAUCCAACGGUUUAAAUUCAACAGAGAUUAUUCUCUGAAAAACACAUUUUUUUUCAAAUAUUCAUUAAAUCUUUUUCUACCAUUAAAACCUUUCGUCCUUUUCAACCAAAAACGUUUCUCUUCUACCUCUCUUUCCUCUCAUAUUUCAUAUUCUAGAUAUCAGAUUGAUUGAGGUUGCUCAAAAAAAAAAAAUCAGAUUGAGAAAGUUUAAUUGGCGUAUGAGAUUGCUUAAUUGCAUAAAAGAAUUUCGAUUUCUUCGAAUUUCACUGCUAACCGGGGAAUCUCGUCGUCUCCGGUGAACCAUCCCGAUGCAUUUUUAACAGAUGCGAGGAGAAGAUUUAGGGGAGAGUAAUCUCGUCCAUGCUGUGAAUACGACAGUCACCGUCGGAUAGCAACCGUCUUGGGUCGAUUCGCUCCCAGUUCAUUCUUGGUGCUAGUUGAGACGGUGAAGCUCAGAGAAGACAUAUGAUAGAGCAUGUUGGUGAGGAAACUUUGUACAAGCGGAUGAGUUUGAAGCCAUGGAUGCAAACUCCACUGUGGUUUGCAGUGUACAAGUGGAUGUCAAUCACAUGCUGUACACUUGGUUAUAAUCAUAUAACUGUACAUAUGGAUAAUACAAUAUGUGUACACCACAUAAUACAGUAUGUGUACACUUCGAUGGUUUUUACAUGUUCAUGUGUUCUAAAAAUUUGAACCAAUAUCAAUCUAGAUAUCAUGUACACCAAAAACUUUCAUUUAUUCAAAGUACAUAUAUUUUACA
Raphanus sativus (radish) is the source of this 2202-nucleotide messenger RNA. Its product is annotated as DCD domain-containing protein NRP. Bases 184 to 1188 code for a protein of 334 amino acids. NCBI's taxonomy places the organism in Eukaryota, Viridiplantae, Streptophyta, Magnoliopsida, Brassicales, Brassicaceae. Gene Ontology annotation, biological process: response to endoplasmic reticulum stress. The record is from RefSeq and is a predicted model, not a curated record. The transcript has 2 exons.